Aspergillus viridinutans is the source of this 1608-nucleotide messenger RNA. RefSeq names its product thioredoxin reductase gliT (gene gliT). The record is from RefSeq and is a predicted model, not a curated record. Bases 1 to 1608 code for a protein of 535 amino acids. Gene Ontology annotation, molecular function: oxidoreductase activity. NCBI's taxonomy places the organism in Eukaryota, Fungi, Ascomycota, Eurotiomycetes, Eurotiales, Aspergillaceae. The transcript is spliced from 4 exons.
AUGUCGAUCGGCAAGCUACUGUCCAACGGAGCCCUCCUCGUCGACGUGCUCAUCAUCGGCGCAGGUCCGGCUGGCCUCUCGACGGCCACCGGCCUGGCUCGUCAGCUACACACAGCAGUAGUCUUCGACUCUGGCGUGUACCGCAAUGCAAAGACCCAAAUCAUGCACAAUGUCCUCGGAUGGGACCACCGAAACCCCGCCGAGCUGCGAGCCGCAGGUCGCGCCGACUUGACCAACCGCUACUCCACCAUCCAAUUCCAGAACAGCACCAUCGAGGCAAUCAGGCAGAUUGAGACACACCAGCUGUUUGAGGCGCGAGACACUGAAGGGCACCGCUGGUAUGGUCGCAAGGUCGUGCUGGCGACCGGCGUCCGAGACAUCCCGCUGGACAUUGAGGGAUACUCGGAGUGCUGGGCGAACGGCAUCUACCACUGUCUCUUCUGUGAUGGCUACGAGGAGCGCGGCCAGGAGACUGCCGGGGUGCUUGCUCUGGGCCCUAUCGCGAACCCUCCGCGCGCUCUGCAUUUGGCUCGCAUGGCCAAGCGGCUCUCCGAGUCGGUCACUGUCUACACCAACGGCAAUGAGCAGCUGGCGAAGGAGAUCCAGGAGGCUGCAGGGGCGUCUCCUGCCGGCGCCUCGUGGCUGGAAUUUGAUGCACGACCCAUCACACGAUUCGAAAAGGGCGAUGUCGCCAAGACCGUCAUUGUUCAUUUCGGCGAGAGCGGCGAGUCGAAAACAGAAGGCUUUUUGGUGUACAACCCCCAAACAGAGGUGAACGGACCGUUUGCCAAGCAGCUCGCCUUGAAAAUGACAGAAGGAGGGGAUAUCCAGACCACGCCUCCUUUCCAUGAGACCAGUGUGCCCGGGGUAUUUGCAGUGGGGGAUUGCGCCACGCCGUUGAAGGCCGUCACCCCUGCGGUGGCGAUGGGAUCUUUGGCUGCUGGAGGUCUGGUGGCUCAGCUGCAGGCUCAGCCAUUGCCCGAGUUUCGUCUCGAUCGGGAACUAGAAUGCGGACAAGUCCUCAAUGACAGCAACUAUUACCAUGGCGAACUCCACCCCCCCCUCUUCGAAUACAACAUCUCCUUCACCACCCCAGCCAACCCGCCGUCGUGUGAGCCCAAGCUCACGGCGAAGGAUCUCUGGACCGGCAUCGCCCGGGUGGCAGAUACACCCCAGGAAUAUGCGCCCUACGUAUCCAGGUGCGAGGUGCUCUCGCGCAACGGCCACGGCCUGGAGCGGAAACUGACCAUGGCAAACGGGGCGGUCCACAAAAGCGACGGGGAGAUUAUGUAUCAAGACGUGUGGAUUGCAGACCGUUUACUGGUGGAAGCAAGAACCAAGGAUACUGGCGCAAAGACCACCUUCCUGCUAUCCUACCACGACACGGCAACCAUCAGCCCCGACUCGACGGAUAUCAGCUUUGCCGUGAUUUAUGAGUUGAAGCUGGCCGGGAUUGAGCCUGGCAGUCCCGAGGCGAUGCGCAUUCAGGCGGAAUAUCCCGAGCUGGCGCGCAAGGCUUGCACAUCGACCGUGGAACAGAUUCGGGAAUGGAAGAAGAAUGGGCAAUUGGACGUCUGGGCUGAGGCUGCUGAAGUGCCUGUCUGGUGA